AUGUCAUUUUCGCCUAAUAACUGCUGCAUCCUUCGAAGUAACUGUGAAGGUUUGGCAUCUUCGGUUGUUGCAUUGGACAGGAGUUCACGUAUUCUUUUCUCCUCCGAAAAACCUGAUCUAUGCAAUAUCGCUUCUUUUAGGAUUUCGUAUGUUGAGACGUCAGUCAGCACUUAUUUUCCAGCUACCUCAUCCAUCCGCCAUUUUCUGUACUUUCUCUCACGCGUCUUUCGUUGCCAUUAUUAUUUUCUUUUUAGCUUUUACGCCAAAUUAUUGAUAACAGUUUUCCUCUACCUUUUCUUGUUUUUUCACUCCCAUCUUUUUCUUUCUUCUCUUCUUCGCCAUCUUUCAUCAAUAGUUAUACUCCUCACCGCGUCUCUCUUUCCAUUUCCCCCUUCCCCUCUAUCCCGUCCCUGUAUCUCUUUCUCGUUUACAUUUUCUUUAUUUGUGCUUUUCUUUUAUCUCCACCUUUCUUCUUCUUCUUCUUCUUCUUCUUCUUCUUCUUCUUCUUCUUCUUCUUUGUCCACACUCAUAUAG
Messenger RNA from Acanthosepion pharaonis, 534 nucleotides. The record is from the annotation of a GenBank genome assembly. NCBI's taxonomy places the organism in Eukaryota, Metazoa, Mollusca, Cephalopoda, Sepiida, Sepiidae.